Molecule: messenger RNA, 1132 nt
Organism: Drosophila rhopaloa
Lineage: Eukaryota; Metazoa; Arthropoda; Insecta; Diptera; Drosophilidae
Gene: Gr10b
Product: putative gustatory receptor 10b
Exons: 3
Coding region: 1-1131 (376 amino acids)
Biological process (GO): sensory perception of taste
Cellular component (GO): membrane
Source: RefSeq, a predicted model, not a curated record
AUGCGAGCCCGCAGGUUGUGCCGGAUGGCACUGCGCUUCUGGAUGGGACUGGUCCUGAUCCUGGGAAUGUCCAGCCACUUCUAUAGCCCCACCCGACGGCGACUGGUCCACUCCCGACUUCUGCAGAUCUACAACUGGCUGAUGAUGGUCGCCAACUUUAUUUUGUUUUACACCUACCAGCAAUACGCCGUGGAUUAUUUUGUGGCUGGAACAUUUAAGCGCCAGACAUUCGUGGCUAUGGUGUGCGACCAGAGUGUAAAUCUUCAGUUGGUGACGCUUGUAAUACAAACUUUAUUGAGGGUCCUGCGCGAGCGACAGGUGUGCCAGGUGUAUAACGAAUUGUCGGGGAUUUUGGAGAGGGACCUGAAGUUGGAGGAGCACAGUCGCCUCUAUCACGUGGUCUUUCUGGCCAAGAUCCACAAUUUUGUGCACAACUUCAACUUUGCGCUGAGUGUGCUCAUCAUUUGGGGCAUGCGAACCUUCGGAAUGCCAGACUUCCUGGCCAACCUGUACUUCGUCUACAACAGCCUGGCCAGGGAUGCGGUCCAGGUGGCCUACAUCCUCCUGCUCCUCGACUUGAGCGAGGCACUGCGUCUGAAUGGCCAGCGGGUGUCGAGUUCCUACGGCCACCUCAUGGAGCAGUUGCGUCGGCAGGAGCGAUUGAUCGAGCUCGUGCGGCGGGUGCAUCGCAUGUUCGCCUGGCUGGUGGCAGUCACAUUGUUCUACGAACUGUACUUCAACACGGCCACCAUUUACCUGGGCUACGCCUUCGUCAACCAGCGACACAGUAAAUCGGGGCUGCAUAUCCUGACCGUGAAGGUCCUGCUAACAGGCAUCUGCUUUUUGGUCAAACUUUCGGAUGCCCUGCUCCUGCAAAUCGUCUGCGAACAUCUGCUCGGGGAGCAAAACCAGGUCUGCGCCAGUCCAAAAUUCCAGGGGCACAAUGCGGAUGCCAAGGCAGCUCAUAGACAGUGGGAAAUGUCCCUUUUGAGACGAGCCAUUCGACGAGCUUCGCCGGAGAACAAAGUGUUGGGAAUGUUUAGAAUGGAUAUGCGGCGUGCCUUCGCCCUGAUUAGCUGCAGUUUGUCCUAUGGAAUCAUUAUUAUUCAAAUUGGAUAUGUCCACAGUUGAA